Molecule: messenger RNA, 1581 nt
Organism: Rhodamnia argentea
Lineage: Eukaryota; Viridiplantae; Streptophyta; Magnoliopsida; Myrtales; Myrtaceae
Product: deSI-like protein At4g17486
Exons: 4
Coding region: 636-1316 (226 amino acids)
Biological process (GO): protein deubiquitination
Molecular function (GO): deubiquitinase activity
Source: RefSeq, a predicted model, not a curated record
AGAGUGUCUCGUCACUCGUGACUCGGAAGAGAACAUCAAAUCUUGAUUGGUAUAGACAGACGCGCAGAAGAAACAGGGGAGGGGUGAAUGCCGUCGAAAUCCUUUCUCGUCGGCCUCCGAUCUCUCUCUCUCUCUCCCCGUUGGUCUCCAAUUCCAGAUUUCCUCCCAAAUUGAUCUUCAACUCCCAAUCUCAUCUCUAUUUUUUCCCAAAUCUUUCUUUUCCUUGUCUCGUUUUGUAUCAUCUUCGCUUUACGCCCUCUGAUUUCCCGUUUGUGAAUUGCAAGCCUCUCUCUCUGUCGAUACUAAAGGUUUCAAAUUUAGUGAGGUGAGACCAUGAAGAUGGUAAGGAGUUAAUUUUUUCGAUUCUGGGUCGUUUCGGUUCUUAAGGAAAUGGCGUCACUCUGAGAAAGCUGGGACCCAAGCACGCAUUUUCUUGAAUCUUCAAUUUGAGAUUUUUAUCUGGUUUUUCUAUCAUAGGCUGGAUGUUGGAAAUGGGAUGUGAUGCAGUAUGGUUAAAUUUUUUUCUUCAGUGUGUUCCAGUGUCUUCAAGAGGUUUUCUACUUUGGUUUGUAAGAUGUUGAGCUGGUGGUAGCGUGACUCUAAUUGGAGAAUUGGAGUGGGAAGAUUCGAUUAUCAUGAGGUUGUUUCCAUUGGGCUCGAGCUCGAGGUCGAGCUCAGGCUCGAGCCUGGUGAAGGAGGACGGAGGCGACCAUGCUUUGCUGUAUCUCAAUGUCUAUGAUCUCACUCCAAUUAAUAACUAUCUCUACUGGUUUGGGCUCGGGAUUUUCCAUUCGGGUAUUGAAGCCCAUGGCCUAGAAUUUGCGUUUGGAGCUCAUGAAUAUCCUACAAGUGGGGUUUUCGAGGUGGAGCCAAGAAGUUGCCCUGGCUUUAUCUUCAGAAGAUCAGUGCUAUUGGGCAGCACCAACAUGUCUCGUUCAGAAUUUCGAUCAUUUAUGGAGCACCUCUGCAAAAAAUAUCAUGGAGAUACUUAUCAUUUAAUUGCAAAGAAUUGCAACCAUUUCACUGAUGAUGUGUGCAAGGAAUUGACUGGAAAGUCCAUUCCUGGAUGGGUAAAUAGACUGGCCCGAUUAGGUUCAUUCUUCAACUGCUUACUUCCACAAAGCAUACAGGUUGCUGCAGUUCGACAUCUGCCUGACCAUCCAACGUAUUCUGAUGAUGCCUUGGACUCACCUGCAUCGUCUGUAACAGCGGACAGCGAAGAGGAUGAGUUAGAUCAUCACCUGCUGACCUCGCCUGAUGGAGAUUUUGCAUUUCUGAAGGAAAAACCGGUGAGACUGGCCAAAGAGCUCCUUUAAAUUCUUCCAAUCCAUGCACUGGCAUUUGAAUUAUAGCCAUUGGGGAAUGGCAAAUGUCCUUCCAAUCAAAUGAGUCAUCACAUCAUUGUCUUCUAUGCUCAUAGGAAUACCCAGUACUUGUUGAUAGAUGUAGAUCCCUUGUCUGUAAGUGUAUGACUCUACUCCUGUUGUUGCGGGUAAUAACCAGGUAGGUGACCUUGGCUGUUGGCAUUCUUUCGGUUUUGCAUCUUAUAAGCUUACACUAAUUACAUAUGGCUUACUCUCA